UGCAAAUGUGAAAUCGACGUCAAAUUCGUCACUACAAUGCUUGUGGCUAACUGGCUGUGUUCGUCGCACACUGUGACGAUUGGUUGUUAUGAAACUUCUCGGCCUCGAGGUACAGUAGUCUACUCACGUCUCGGAAGUGAUAUAUUUGACUUACCUGUCGAAUGACAUACGGGAAGUCACGAAAUGACUCUUAAAGACAUUUUAGUUAGUUACAUUUGUUAUCCCAGAUACCAUGUUAGCAGUUCCUCAUGCUAUCGUUAGCUUAUCAGUCCACCGUGUGACGUAGAAUAUGUGGGACGAAUGGACCUCAGUUUUAUUUCAAGUUUUAUUUAUGAUAAACUAACUUGUUCAUUGCAUGCUGCAUAGUUACUGAUUACCAGACACUAGUUAAUAUUUGAUUGUUUAGACUCCGUUGGACCUGACAACCCGCAGUUUCAUGCUGUACUCGAGCAUUUUUACAUAGUUUGUCCGUUAGUCUUUUUUUCCUGUCAUCCACUCUGUUUCUGCGUUGAAACAUCUGCUACAAUGCAUGUUAAAGAGGACAUCAUAGCCAUUUUAGAGCAGUUUGACAUCGGGAACAAAUUAUCUUCUCUACCGGUGCUACCCAAAGCCUCAGUGCUGAUCCCACUGAUGGUGAAGAAUGGAGAGUUGCACACCAUGAUGACCCUGCGAUCAAAAGAGCUGCGGACCAGUGCUGGUGAGGUGUGUUUCCCGGGUGGGAAGAGAGACCCCAGUGACAGAGAUGAUGUGGACACAGCUCUGAGAGAGGCCGAGGAGGAGAUAGGUCUCCCACCUGAAGAUGUUCAGGUGGUCUGUAGACUGGUCCCUAUCAUCAAUAAGAGCGGUUUGUUGGUGACCCCGGUGGUUGGCUUCAUAGACGAGUCAUUUUGUCCCUGUCCAAACCCAGCUGAGGUCAGUGCUGUGUUCACUGUCCCCCUGGACUUCUUCACCAGCGACAAGGACCACUAUGCCACCCAUGGUGUUGCCGGGACAACGGGGAUGCUGCACUCUUUCCAUUUUGUGGACGCUGAUUCAGGAAGCCAGUAUCACAUAUGGGGCCUCACUGCCAUGUUUGCCAUACUGGUCGCUGCCCUGGCUCUCAAGAAAAAACCUGACUUUCAUGUUGCUUUUGACCCAGAAGAUCCAAUAUCCUUCUUCCAACAGGUUCUACACAGAAGAACGAGUAAACUAUGACCAGCUGUGUCCUGAUGCUUGUAAUGCAUUUGUGCCGAUACAAAUACCUGAAGCAGAAGUGUUUUAUAAUUGUUGUUCCUUCAUAUAUAGCCUUGUGAAGAUAAGAAUACAUUUAGUAAUGUGAAAUAUUUGCUUGAGAAGAUUAAUAUAUAAAACUUUCAGAACUAUUCACUUAUGAGAAAAAAAACACAUACGUUUUAAUUUUUAUUAAUUCAUUUAAUGUAGCAGCAGGAUUACAGAUAUAAACAGAAGAGUAUACAAAUGUCCAGACCAAGGCAAAGUACAUGUUAAUAAUAGUUCAGAUGUAUGAUAACACACUGGGGUUGACCUUUAUCCCGACUGCGGGGUCUUAAGGCUAGAUACUAAAGCUCAAGCUACACAGAACGGAUACAACAAAACUGUUGGAGAAUGUGAAAUAGAAAGCGAACUAGGAAAAGUGAGCUAACUGAGUACACACAAGAUACAGCUCACACUAUUGGCAAUUAACAGUUAAUUUAUCAUGGUUGCUCCUUUUGAUCAAGCAGUUCACAGCAACAAUAGUAAUGUUGACAAGCACAUCAACACAAGAUAGCUCUCCAUAAAACAAUCUCCACGGUCUCGUCCCUUUUACCUCACAUGUACAAAUCUCAUGAGGCAUGAAAAACAUUUUCAACAGAAAGUAACAAACAAGUUGACAAUUCACUGGUGAAGCUGCACGAUGUUGUACAAAUAAAAUAUAUCUGUAUGGGCUAUGGUAAUGCUUGUGUUUAGAAAUAAAGAUUACAUCACAAAAAGGUGUCUUGAUGUUCAACAGUCCUAGAGAAUAAAAAGGACAAGGAGCCAAAUAGUAUGACACGAAAGGGACACCAGUAAACACAGCAGAGUAACAGUUAAGUUAUCAAGGCACACAAAGUUCUGUUGAAAGCAUCACAAUUGAAAUUCAAGAUACCCCUGCAGUAUAUUUCACAUUUAAAUAUACAUGGAUAUUCAUUACAUGACUGAAGGACAAAACUGAUAUUUUGUAAAGAUUUGUGUGCUAUCUUCACCACCUUUUAAAUUAAUGUUUCACAUGUUUUGUUUCAGGUGGUAGUGGCUAUUCGAAGAGUCAGACUGAGCAUCCUGGAUUGCUCAAAAUGAAACUGGACGUGAAAAAACAUGAAAUUACACCAAAAUCCAAGACUAAACAAUCUGACAAAAUGUACAGUGAUACAAAUGACAGUUGGUGCCACCCCCACCCUCAAAAUAUAUGUUCUUUAAAACUGUAAUUGGUCCGAUGUCAGAUGCAGAGCAAGCUCUAUGUCCACACCAUGAGGUAAAAUGUACAUUCAUGAAACUGAAGUCACAGGUUGGCUUUCUGUGUUGGUAUGGCUUUAAGAGGCAUUACUUUUCCGCACUUCUUCCGCAACAUCAUGUGCUCUUAAACUCCCCAAGAGGACUGGAAUGCUUGGAAACAUUACUACUGCGCUCUAACCUGAUCUACAGUUAAUGGAUGAGUCAAAGUGCCAUUUGAGAUGCAUGACAUAAAAAACAAACACACAAGAAAAACCUAGCCCAUGUAUUAUGUUAUACAGGUUGGGUAAAGUCAUUUUUAUAAACAGUAUAAUUAAGUUCCAACAUAUUUGCUUGAUGUCCACUUAAUUACAUUACUAAUAUCAGUCACGCACUUCACAAUAAACCUGCGCUUCAUUUCAGGAAAACAUACCAGCAAUGAUAUAUUCUGUGCUAUGAGCAUAAACCAAAAAGUUUAGUUUUACAAAAAUACUCUGCAUUUUUGAUACAUGGAUACAAAAUUCUAAAAAAGAUAAGUUACUUUAAAACAGAUCACGAACAACUGCAGGAAAAAAUAGUAUGACUAUGAAAAUGUAAACAAAUGCAUAUGUGAGCAACAUUAUUCUAACAUUUGAAUUAUUCUCAAAAAUUGUCUUUAUGAUAAUGCCAAAAUUGGCCACUUUUAUAGAUAUGGAAAGUACAGCCGUUAUAUUUUGCAUCAAAAAAUAGAGUAAUGAAUCAAAUUGGUGGAAAUGUUUAGAGGAAAACUGAUCCAUGACACAAAGUACCUUUACGUAUCUUUUAUAAAUCUUGCACUCAAAAACAUGCUGAAUCACUAUCCAUGUAAGAGCUGCAUAACUUAAAUGAGUAAGUACGAAUGAGUAAACAUUAUGAUAGCAUUUGCAAGGACAUGAAUGAGACAAGAUGAUUCACAACAGGAGCUUUGGUAUGCCUGGGUGCGCUCCAGUCUGACCCCACAACAACAGCCAGCUCUAGACUCAACGCCGCUUCAAAACUAACAAUUAUUGUCAGUGCUA
This is a messenger RNA of Notothenia coriiceps (black rockcod), 3479 nucleotides long. It is a transcript of the gene nudt7, whose product is annotated as nudix (nucleoside diphosphate linked moiety X)-type motif 7. Gene Ontology annotation, molecular function: coenzyme A diphosphatase activity. Gene Ontology annotation, biological process: coenzyme A catabolic process. The coding region runs from base 526 to 1194 and encodes 222 amino acids. The transcript is spliced from 3 exons. The record is from RefSeq and is a predicted model, not a curated record. NCBI's taxonomy places the organism in Eukaryota, Metazoa, Chordata, Actinopteri, Perciformes, Nototheniidae.